UUGAGACCUCUUAUUUUAGGCCAGGAUAUUCUUGCUCGUGCAAAGAAUGGAACAGGAAAGACUGGUGCAUAUUGCAUACCGGUCAUUGAGAAAAUCAAUCCUGCUGUCAAGAAAAUCCAAGCGCUUGUUAUCGUUCCAACUCGCGAGCUUGCUCUUCAGACUUCGCAGAUAUGUGUGGAGCUUUCAAAACACAUCAAACUGAAGAUUAUGGUUACCACUGGUGGUACAGAUUUACGUGAUGAUAUCAUGCGUUUGAAUGGGUCGGUGCAUAUGGUGAUUGCAACGCCCGGACGUAUUCUCGAUUUAAUGGAGAAAGGUGUAGCCGACAUGUCGAACUGUAAAAUGCUUGUGCUUGACGAAGCUGACAAAUUACUCAGUCAGGACUUCCAGGGUAUCCUGGAUCGCCUUAUCUCGUUCCUGCCGAAGGAGCGUCAGAUCAUGCUCUAUUCCGCCACUUUCCCAAUGACUGUUACCGAGUUUAUGCAAAAGCACAUGAGGAAACCUUACGAAAUUAACCUCAUGGAGGAGCUCACCCUUCUUGGAGUCACUCAGUAUUACGCGUAUGUACAGGAGAAACAGAAAGUUCAUUGCCUUAAUACUUUGUUCCGCAAGCUCCAAAUCAACCAGUCCAUUAUCUUCUGCAAUUCAACGCAGCGUGUAGAGCUGCUGGCCAAAAAAAUCACCGAAAUAGGAUAUUCUUGCUACUAUAUUCAUUCGAAGAUGGCGCAAAAUCAUAGAAACCGCGUCUUCCACGAUUUCCGUCAGGGUAACUGUCGAAACUUGGUGUGCUCCGAUCUGCUUACUCGUGGUAUCGAUAUUCAAGCUGUAAAUGUUGUAAUCAAUUUCGAUUUCCCUCGAAACGCAGAGACCUACCUCCAUAGAAUUGGCCGAUCUGGAAGAUUUGGCCAUCUUGGUGUUGCCAUCAAUCUUAUUACGUAUGAGGAUCGUCAUACACUUCGCCGUAUUGAACAAGAAUUGCGUACCCAAAUUGAGCCCAUACCGAAAGCUGUCGACCCGAAGUUAUACGUGGCUGAUUUCCAAAUUGUCGACGAUGAAGAUAACAGGGCGAAUGCCAACUGA
Cooperia oncophora is the source of this 1080-nucleotide messenger RNA. Lineage: Eukaryota; Metazoa; Nematoda; Chromadorea; Rhabditida; Trichostrongylidae. The record is from the annotation of a GenBank genome assembly.